Messenger RNA from Helianthus annuus (common sunflower), 877 nucleotides. RefSeq names its product U3 small nucleolar ribonucleoprotein protein IMP3. Gene Ontology annotation, molecular function: structural constituent of ribosome; rRNA binding; snoRNA binding. The transcript has 4 exons. The record is from RefSeq and is a predicted model, not a curated record. Gene Ontology annotation, biological process: rRNA processing. Gene Ontology annotation, cellular component: small ribosomal subunit; Mpp10 complex; small-subunit processome. Bases 80 to 628 code for a protein of 182 amino acids. Lineage: Eukaryota; Viridiplantae; Streptophyta; Magnoliopsida; Asterales; Asteraceae.
AUCCAUUUUAGGGUUUAAGCUGGUCGUCUCUGUUAGGGUUUCACAGUUGAAUCAAAUUGAGUGUCAGAAGUAAGAGACGAUGAGGAAGCUGAAGUUUCAUGAGAAGAAGCUGCUGAAAAAGGUCAACUUUCUGGAAUGGAAGAGAGAAGGCGGUCACCGUGAAGCUCACGUUAUGCACCGUUAUCACGUUACCGGCCGUGAUGACUACAAGAAGUACUCGAGUUUGUGUAGAAUGACACAGAAGCUAGUGAACAUAUUGAAACAGAUGGAUCCCAAAGACCCGUAUCGUAUCGAGAUGACUGAUGCCCUCCUUGAAAAGCUGUACAACAUGGGUGUGAUACCAUCUCAAAAAAGCUUAGCUUUGUGUGAUCGCUUAUCUGUGUCAUCCUUCUGUCGUCGUCGGCUUGCAACUGUAUUGGUGAGGUUGAAGUUUGCUGAACACUUAAAGGAAGCUGUGACAUAUAUAGAACAAGGACACGUCCGUGUGGGACCAGAUACGGUUACUGACCCAGCAUUUCUAGUAACAAGAAACAUGGAAGAUUUUAUUACAUGGGUAGAUACAUCCAAGAUUAAGAGAAAAGUCAUGGUGUAUAAUGAGAAGCUUGACGAUUAUGAUGCAAUGGCUUGAGUGACAUCUGCCUGCAUGUUCAAUAUUGAGUUCCUCAAACCCUAUAUGCGCGUAGUUGCCGAGAAGGAUUUUGAUAGCUUUCUUUAACUUGAAGGCCAUGGUUGUAUUUGCUACUCUGUAUUCAAUCAUACCGUCUUUUGUCAUUAAUUCUAGUUAAAGGUUUGGUCUAUUGUUUACUUGCAAGUUUGCUAUGAGAUCAUUCCAUGGUUGUAUUAUAUGGUCUCCUCUUCACUACUGUAGGUUAUCUAA